AUGGAUAAGAAUGUGCCUUCAACAAAGAAAACUCCAAUCAAGGUAGAACUUCCUUCAACCUCUCUGGAUGCUGUAGAAAGAAUGGGACUUCAAUCAAGGCAGAACUUUCCUCAACCACUCUGGAUGCUUUGGAAAGAAAAGGACUUCAACAAAGAAAACUCCAAUCAGAACUUUCCUCAACCUAUUUGGAUGUUGUGGAAAGAAUGGGACUCCAAUUCAAUCAGAACUUCCUUCAACCUCUCUGGAUGCUGUGGAAAAAAAAGGACUUCAACAAAGAAAACUCCAAUCCAAUCAGAACUUCCUUAA
This is a messenger RNA of Strongyloides ratti, 306 nucleotides long. RefSeq lists its product as hypothetical. Lineage: Eukaryota; Metazoa; Nematoda; Chromadorea; Rhabditida; Strongyloididae. The record is from RefSeq and is a predicted model, not a curated record. The transcript has 4 exons. Bases 1 to 306 code for a protein of 101 amino acids.